Molecule: messenger RNA, 704 nt
Organism: Pistacia vera
Lineage: Eukaryota; Viridiplantae; Streptophyta; Magnoliopsida; Sapindales; Anacardiaceae
Product: lachrymatory-factor synthase
Exons: 1
Coding region: 198-704 (168 amino acids)
Source: RefSeq, a predicted model, not a curated record
UUUAUUUUCUUGCGCCUUGCCUUAACAUGUUAUGUUUAUGUUGUAGAGUCGAGGAAUAAUUUAUUCCCUGUUGCGUUGAGUCUAAGCACGAAAGUGGCAGUUUGGAAUAUUUUUGCAAGAAGAUAUCAAUCUACCACAAUAAGAAUUCACUACUCUACUCUACUAGCUCCAAGAGUUGUCUCUGACUCUCUGGAUUAAUGGAGCCAAAAUGGGAAGGCAAGGUGUCUACAAAACUGACAAAAGCCAGAGCAGACCAGAUAUGGCCUCUUUUCUUAGACUUCUUCAACUUACAUAAAUGGUUUCCAAGUCUAGCCACCUGCUAUGGCGUCCAUGGAAUCAACGGUCAGACUGGUUGCAUCCGAUACUGUUCUGGCUGUUCAAUUUCACCUAGUGCCAGCAAUGAAAACAACCCUCAAGCUAGCUGGUCCACAGAGAGAUUAAUAAGCGUUGAUCAUGUUCAACGCAGUUUAAGCUACGAAAUAGUUGACAACAACAUUGGGUUCAAGUCAUAUGUUUCAACGGUCAAGAUUGUUCCAGAAGACAAUGAAGGUGAAAAUCAAAGUGGGUGUGUGAUUGAGUGGGGGUUCACAGUUGAUCCAGUGGAAGGAUGGGUAUUGGAUGAUUUAGUGAAGAAGUAUGAUAUGGGCCUACAGCGCAUGGCUAAGAGAAUGGAGGAUGCAUGCAAUUCAAGUUUAGAGAAGUAA